AUGGAAGAGCGAGACAUUGUGCGUCAAUUUCUGCGGGUGAUGCCCUCAAAAUUUGAUGCACUUACCUUGUCUCUAAAGUAGUAUGGAGAUCUAGAAAAGGUUAGUCUCGACGAAAUGAUUGGCUCACUUACCGUUCACGAGUUGCGGCUUAAAGAAUGCGAGUCACGUGAAGAGGAAUAG
Spirodela intermedia is the source of this 180-nucleotide messenger RNA. The record is from the annotation of a GenBank genome assembly. NCBI's taxonomy places the organism in Eukaryota, Viridiplantae, Streptophyta, Magnoliopsida, Alismatales, Araceae.